Molecule: messenger RNA, 786 nt
Organism: Peniophora sp. CBMAI 1063
Lineage: Eukaryota; Fungi; Basidiomycota; Agaricomycetes; Russulales; Peniophoraceae
Source: the annotation of a GenBank genome assembly
AUGACAGGCAUCCGCACUGCCGAGGAAGAUCUAAACGGCGGCGUCAUGCGCGAUGUUUCCGAUGAGCCUGCGAAGGCCGGUCCUGCGAAGGCCGGUCCUGCGCCGACUACUGGGCGCAUACCUGUGCAGACCAUCCAAGGCCGAGUGGACUUCAGGCGUUUGUUGCGGCUCGCAGGUCAGCUCGCUUCUCGCACGCCGCUAAACAUCGUCGACACCUUACCUGACCGGGGCGCCUCUUCACCCAAAGCCCUUCCUUUCUCUUUUGCUCCCGCUCCCGCCGCAACGCCCAUGAGAAUCACACGACGUUACGCGGCUCAAACCUCCCCCAACGCCUUAAAACCGUUCCUGAAGAACGUCAACCGCGCCAUCGCGUCCCUCAAGUGGUACGGAGGCCAUCGUCGACUGGCUUGCCACGAGGACGUGUCGUGUGCCGCAGCGUCGCACGGCGAUGACGAUGAGGCCGACUCCGUGCUGGCCGCUAACAACCUGUUCGCUCCUCUGCUAUGCGCUGUAGACGAGGCGGUGGACGAGAGCUGGGCCCUCGAUCCACUCUCUCCUCAUCCCAGCGAACCUUCUCCGUCCGAAACGUUUCCGUAUGAGGUCCCGAGUACCCUGACGGCUCUGGCUUCUUCGCCGGAGUCACAUCUGAGCGAGGCCGUCCGUCACAGCGCAAACCCCCGCCAGCCCUGCCUCAGCCAGGGAAACGCGCCCUCGUACGCAGAUGUGCUUGUCGGUCGAUGUUCAGCGCAUGUUCAGUCGCUUAGAGCGCCUGGGAGAGCUGGGUGA